AUGCUUGCUUUCAGGUCUUCAUGUAGCCGGCAUUUUCGCCGGACUGCCACAUUACGCGCAUCUACCGGCGGGCUUCGCUCAACACGACAGAACCAUAGCUUCGCCCAGAGCAGGUUCUUUCAAGUCUCAGAAGAGGUUCGAGAUGCGGUAGCCACAGGAAAGCCAGUAGUAGCUCUAGAAUCUACUAUAUACACUCAUGGCUUCCCGUAUCCCGACAACGUAGCCCUGGCUUCGCUGCUAGAAACUGUCGUUCGUGCCAAUGGCGGUGUUCCUGCCACUAUUGGUAUUUUAAAUGGCGUAGCUCGAGUUGGUCUCCGCGCCGAUGAGCUCAUUGAACUAGCGUCGACGGCGGAGAAGAAAAGUGCACUGAAAGUGUCUCGUCGAGAUCUAGGGUACAUUUGCGGUCUGGGUAUGGCUGGGAAACCGCUUCACGGAGGUACAACAAUUUCCGGUACUAUGGUGCUUGCGCACCUGGCUGGCAUCAAAGUAUUCGGGACCGGUGGUCUAGGUGGUGUGCACCGCGGUGGGGAGUUAUCAAUGGACAUAUCUGCUGAUUUGACCGAGCUGGGCCGCACCCCAGUGACUGUCGUCAGCUCCGGCUGCAAGAGCUUUCUUGACAUUCCCCGGACGAUUGAAUAUCUUGAAACCGAAGGUGUCUGUGUUGGAACAUUCGCCGACGGUCGCCAAGGCUCUGUUGACCUCCCAGCGUUCUUCACCCGUGACAGUGGCAUCAAAAGCCCCAAGACUAUUCAAAACGAGGCAGAGGCAGCUUCUAUUAUCUACGCCCAAUCGAAGCUUCCUGUUUCAUCAGGAAUACUUUUCGCGAACCCUGUCUCAGAGGAGCACUCUAUCCCCAAGGAUGAAAUGGAUGUAAUCAUUGAAGAGGCUGUUCGUCUAGCGGACGUGGAAGGCUAUCACGGUAGCGACAAUACACCAUUCGUGUUAGGCAAGAUCAAGGAACUUAGUGGAGGAAAGACGGUGGUCGCCAACCGAGCCCUAGUCGAGGCGAACGUCAAGCGUGCAACACGAGUUGCUGUGGAGCUUUCGAAGCUGGAACGCUCUGAGGCGACUAACGAGCAGCAUAUGCCGGCGAUUCCCCGAAUGGAUAGGGCUAACCAGGCUACUUCAGAGGAGAAACCGGGUCAGUUAGACAGUGAAUCAACAACACAGUUGAAGAAAGUGGAUGUUUUGGUAGCGGGAUCACUUGCGAUUGACCUCGCAUGCGACUUUGUUCCCGCGGCAGGACAAGGGGCCGUUCCCGCCUCGCGGACAUCCAACCCGGCCGUAAUCGAGCAAAGCCUUGGUGGUGUGGGCCAUAACGUCGCAUUCGCCUCAAAAUCUCUGGGUAGCUCCGUCAUGUUCUGCAGUGUAGUUGGCGACGAUCUGAGUGGCCGCGCGGCUCUCUCAUCUUUGCAGCAAGAGGGAAUCUCCACCCAGGGCGUAAAGGUGCUACCCACGUCUUCUGGAGCACGCACCGCACAAUAUGUAGCCGUGAACGAUGCGGCCAAGGACCUCCAUGUCGCCAUGGCCGAUAUGGGUAUUCUGCAUCUACCCUCGGAAACAUUCAACUUUGAUGAGUUUUACGAGCCACUCAUCGCACUCACGAAGCCGAAGUGGGUGGUCGUCGACGCCAAUUGGAGCCCAGAGCUUAUAUCCAAAUGGGUUGCAGCAGCCAACAAGCACGGCGCUCGAGUCGCCUUCGAGCCGGUCUCCACGACCAAGUCUCAAGCCCUCUUCAAGGGGACACCUGAAUCAGAGGCAGCUAUUGGGGAAUCUGCCUGCGUCCCAAACAACAACGUGAGUCUUGCUGCGCCAAACGAAUUUGAGCUCGCCGCCAUGUACUCUGCUGCCCGGGAUAAGGGUCUUUUCGACUCAACCGGCUGGUGGCGCAUUAUUGAUGCGAUGGGCAUGUCCUCGUCUGGCUCGAGGGACCGGCUCGUCGCAAUGACCUCCGCUGCGCUUGUUGACGCGGGUAUCCCUCAGCAGACUAUUCAACUUCUUCCGUUCCUACCGUGCAUCAUCACGAAGCUAGGCGCCAAGGGAGCCUUGCUAACCCAGCUACUUCGUCCAGGAGAUGCGCGUCUGACGGCUCCAGAGUACAGCCCUUAUAUUCUUUCACGAGCUCCGCCCACGGACGAGCUCAUUGGCGGUGUCUACAUGCGACUAUUCCCACCUGCAGCAGAACUAGCCGAUGGUGCUAUCAUCAGCGUCAAUGGCGCGGGAGAUACUCUACUAGGAGCUGUCAUUUCUGGGCUUGCAUCCGGACAAGAAAGAGCCGAGAAUAUCAUACCCCUUGCGCAAGAGGCCAGCCUUUUGACCCUGAAGAGCGCCGGCGGUGUCAGCCAAAACCUCGCACAGCUUCAACCUCAGUUCAAAUCUCUUGCAGCAUAA
Aspergillus calidoustus is the source of this 2391-nucleotide messenger RNA. The record is from the annotation of a GenBank genome assembly. NCBI's taxonomy places the organism in Eukaryota, Fungi, Ascomycota, Eurotiomycetes, Eurotiales, Aspergillaceae.